AUGAAAAUCCUCGUCGCUCUUGUCGCAUGCGCCUUGGCCAUGUGCCAUGCCAAUGUCGCCGCGAACGACGCCAGCCCCAAAAUGGUGGCCAUCGACACCGCUUCCACCGACGUUGGCUUUGCCCGCGUCUUGAUGGCGGCCUCGUCGGAAGCUGCCGCCAGCAAGAAGGACGACGACGAUGACGAUGAUGAUGACGAUGAUGACGAUGAUGACGAUGAUGACGAUGUCAUUGAUCCUAUGGUCGAAGAAGACGAUUACGAAGAUAUCGACAUUGGCGGGGAGCGCCGGCUUGCGUCUGCUGAAGUUGAAGCGGUCGGAGUCGUACAGACUGCCGAGUCUGUCCAAGCGGAAGCUUCCAUGAAGGAUGACGACGAUGAUGACGAUGAUGACGAUGACGAUGAUGACGAUGAUGAUGAUGACGAUGACGACGAUGACGACGAUGAUGACGAUGAUGACGAUGAUGACGAUGAUGACGAUGAUGACGAUGAUGACGAUGAUGGCGAUGGAAUCGAAUCGGAUGCGUUCAACAAGUCUGAGCGCGAGACGUUUCGAUUGAACUCUGGGGACGAGUGGAUGGGCAAGGAUGCGGAAGCAUUGGCAAAGCAAACGGGCGAGGACAUCCAAGCCGACGGCGACUUCUAAAUGGGGCACCCGUCAUUGUAUCUAGAACAGAGUCGCUUGUAUUUUUUGCUCCACUAACGUUCGUACUAAUAUCAUCGCGUUACGUGGUUCGAA
This is a messenger RNA of Aphanomyces astaci, 735 nucleotides long. RefSeq lists its product as hypothetical. Bases 1 to 642 code for a protein of 213 amino acids. The transcript has a single exon. The record is from RefSeq and is a predicted model, not a curated record. NCBI's taxonomy places the organism in Eukaryota, Oomycota, Saprolegniomycetes, Saprolegniales, Verrucalvaceae.